AUGAAGCCUCCCCGUCUUCUGACCUUCCUUAGCCUCCUGGUGGCCCUGGCUGGCGGGAACCUGCUCCAGUUUGGGGUGAUGAUUGAGAAGAUGACCGGGAAGUCGGCGCUGCAGUACAAUGACUACGGCUGCUACUGCGGCAUCGGCGGCUCCCACUGGCCGGUGGACCCGACGGACUGGUGCUGCCAUGCCCACGACUGCUGCUACGGGCGCCUGCAGAAGCUGGGCUGCGAGCCCAAACUGGAGCGGUACCUUUUCUCGGCCAGCAAGAGCAACAUCCUCUGCUCCGGCAGAACGGCCUGCCAGCAAGAGACCUGCGAGUGUGACAAGACAGCUGCACUCUGCUUUCGCCAAAACCUGGACACCUACGACCGCAAAUACGUCCGCUACCCCAACAAGCUGUGCACAGGCCCCAGCCCACCCUGCUAAGGCUGUGCCCCCCCCCCUCCUCCCUGUGGCCUUCUGAGGCCCCGCCUCCAGCUGCUGCAGCCCCAGGCCUGGGGAGCAUUGGCACCAAAGGCCCUCCUUCUGGAACAUUCCUUUCCUGCAAACCCAUCCCACCCUGAGGAUGCCCAGAGUGUGGCCUGGAUCAUUGCUGGCCUCCCAGGCCAUGUACCCCUUAGCAAGAGGCAGGCCCUGGAAGCUUCAGCACCCA
Molecule: messenger RNA, 655 nt
Organism: Myotis davidii
Lineage: Eukaryota; Metazoa; Chordata; Mammalia; Chiroptera; Vespertilionidae
Gene: PLA2G2E
Product: phospholipase A2 group IIE
Exons: 4
Coding region: 1-429 (142 amino acids)
Biological process (GO): lipid catabolic process; negative regulation of T cell proliferation; phospholipid metabolic process
Molecular function (GO): calcium ion binding; phospholipid binding
Source: RefSeq, a predicted model, not a curated record